AUGGCAGCGAAUAUUGAACGGGUUGGUUUCAGUGUCAAUGUUUGUAAUCAAAAUUAUGAUUGUUAUAUAAUUUUCAAUGGACCGAGCGCGUGGAUUUGGUUUGGAACUGAGUUAGUUUUCAAAUGAAAUAUAUUGAGAUUUCAAUUCAAAACAUUUUAGUCGUAUUGAAUCAAUCGGAAUCGCUUUCUAUCCAAUGUUUACUAUGUUAUCAGAUCGUGGAAACACUCAACGAGAGUUAUUGAAGUCAAUUUCUUUGAGACUGACAAAAGGAACUAAAUUUACACAGGUAAAUCAGAAGAAUACAUAUAUAUUGUUUCAAACAUUUAAUUUUUAAAGGUUUUCAUCUCAACGGAUAUUGAAAACGAGAAUCCAGAGUUUUGGUCCGAAUUCGAUGUAAAACUUCGCGCCGAAUUGAACCAAAUUCCGACCAUUCAUUUGUGA
Messenger RNA from Caenorhabditis angaria, 441 nucleotides. Lineage: Eukaryota; Metazoa; Nematoda; Chromadorea; Rhabditida; Rhabditidae. The record is from the annotation of a GenBank genome assembly.